This is a messenger RNA of Adelges cooleyi (spruce gall adelgid), 1796 nucleotides long. Its product is annotated as dynein regulatory complex subunit 2-like. Gene Ontology annotation, biological process: regulation of cilium movement; axonemal dynein complex assembly; cilium-dependent cell motility. The coding region runs from base 1 to 1347 and encodes 448 amino acids. Gene Ontology annotation, cellular component: axonemal dynein complex; axoneme. The record is from RefSeq and is a predicted model, not a curated record. Lineage: Eukaryota; Metazoa; Arthropoda; Insecta; Hemiptera; Adelgidae. The transcript has 8 exons.
AUGGCGCCUAAAAAGAACAAGAAAGGAAACAAGUUGGCUCGGAUGAGCGACGAAGAAAAAUUGCGUUAUCUUCAGCAUCGGGCGGCCGUCGAGGAAGAGACGAAACGUCGGAAAGAGCAAUUGGUCGCCACUUACUUAAAGAACAAACUGAAACGAGAAGAAGCGUUCACCAGACUUAACACGGCCAAGCUCAACCAACAAUGGCGGCACAACUUGCGGCAGAUCAAGUGCAAGGAGUUGAAGGACGAGAUGGUGACGAUGGAGAACCGAUUCGAGAUAUUGUUGGAGUGCAAGACCAAUCACAUUGAAAUGCUGUUGAAAGACCUGGAAGACGCCGAAGAACAAAACCUCAAGCAGUAUGCGGCCCACGCCGAAAUCAUUUCGCAGUUUCUCAGUUUGCACGAGAAAACCAUGGAAGAAUUGCACAGUCGAUACGAGCGCGAAAAAGAUUUGCUGGUGGAAGAGAUGAAGGAGAACUUUGCUAGCAUAAGACACACGUUCACCAGAGACGAUCAAAGGUUGGAGCUAGUGUCGAUGACUUUCCAAGUGCGCAACGAGGAGACGACACAACAGAUAAACGCGGAUUUCGAAGAUUCCAUUGCUCUGCUCAAUAACGAGAUGUUAUUCGAAAAAGACCGUUUCACAAAAUUGCGGUACUCCGAAAUUCAGUCGGUGGUGGAGAAAUUUCAAAACGUCUUGGACGAUUAUUGCGGCGAGACGGAAACCAAAAGGAACCAUUACAAUUACCUGAAGACUCGCGACCAGGCUAGCACGUCGUCCAUCGAAGAUAACCACAAACGCAUAACAGAAUACUCGGAAGAAAUCAAAUUGCUAACUCAGUUGUGUGCCAAACGUGAGAUGCAAUACACUCGGCGGGAAAACGACUUGAAGCAGGAGCGCGACGACCUAAUUAAACGAGGUUUUGAAGCUCAAAAUCGUCUGAAUCUAAGUCAAAACGAUUACCAAAAGAAACUACAAACGAUGACGAAAAUAUACAAACAAGUCAUAGAGAAAUUAACAAAUAUUGCCGAAAAAGGCGAAAGAAUAAUUAAAACCGCCAACAAUUGCAGCAAGUUGAUAUUGGCCGACGACAAGUGUGCCGACUCGGAGGAAGACGAUUCUGGGACAGACUUUGACGUUAUGUCUUCGUUUUGGAAACGGUACGCCAGAGUGGACAUGCAACACCGGGAACUGAGCGUGAAACGAACGAGGUUGCUUCAAGAAAACAAAGAUUUAAAAGCUGCCCUGGCUUAUUACUUGAAAACAAUAGCUAGACCGGCGUCGGUUCAGAGGGACAUGAGGGACAAUGGGAUACAAUUACAUUUGCUUCCCGUUAAAGCAGGAUAAGCAGAAAUAAUACCACCUGUCAAACCUCCACCAAAUUUGAUGUAAACCAUUCCAAUGCACAGUUGACGAUUUUUUUUCUAGUAAAUAUUCACUAACGAGAUAGUUCUUGCACUAUACUGUUAUACUGGUCACCAUAACCGUCACACUCUAUACCUAAUUAGGUUGGUUCUCACUUUGAGUUUGGUGGUAAUUUAAAUCGAUUCAAAAUGGAAUAAUCCAUAGUCCAUCAUUGUCUAAACAUUUUCAUUGGUUUCUAUUGUGUUUCUCAAUUCAAACAUACACAUUUAAACGCCAUAUUUUAUUCGUUUAGUAAUAUUUCACAAAACGUGGGCUACAAAUGAAAAUAAAAACUCCUAAAAAUCAAAUGUUAUUUCAUAAGUAUUAUACACAAAGUUUAAUCGGGUCAAAAUAUAUUUAAAAAUAAAAAAAAAUACUCCUUUCGGCUCGAU